This is a messenger RNA of Rotaria sp. Silwood1, 1050 nucleotides long. Lineage: Eukaryota; Metazoa; Rotifera; Eurotatoria; Philodinida; Philodinidae. The record is from the annotation of a GenBank genome assembly.
AUGGCCGGUAUAACAAAUACUAAUACAUCUACGAAAGUAAUACGUAUUCAAGAUGAUGAAAAAGAAAUAUUGUUUCAUUUACGUGAAAUUUAUGGUAAUGAUUAUAAAAAAUAUAGUGAAUAUAUCAAACGAGAAUCAAGUGUACCAUCAACAAUAAAAAAAAUUUAUAAACUACUCGAUGAGCGUAAAGCUUAUCGACGUAUUUCGGAUUAUUUUCAUCGAGAACGUGCGGCUAAAAAAGCUAAAAACCCUCAUUCAAAUGGUAUUAAUGGACUGUAUACUCGUUCAUCAACACGUGGUAUUACUCAAGUGCCUGAACAAAUAUCUUCUAUUCAUAUGGAUCAUGACAUGGAUGAUGAAGAUGAUAUAGAUAAUGAUGAUGAAGAUAAUCAUACAGGUACAGAUAAUGAUCAACAACAACCUGCAAGUCCAACAAUAACAAAUGGAAGCGAUGAACAUAGUGGAAUAAAUCAUUCAAUGACUAAUGAUGAUGAACAACAACAACAUCAACAACAAAUUCGAUCUCCACUAAUAAUUCCUUCAAGUCAUCAACGAAAACGAAUGUUACCAUUAACAAAUCAUAAACGUCAACCACCACCACCACCACUACCAUCCUCAUCGUUUAUUUCAUCUAAUAUGAAUGGUAACUCUGAUUUAUUAUCAGUACGUGCACAUCUGGAAAAAGCUUUAAAUGAACUUGAUCGUGCUAUUAUAUCCAAGAAUGAAUGUAAUAGUGAUGAACAACAUGGAUCUAUUACACCAAGAAAUCAUCUUUUACCAAAUGGUCAUCGUCAUUCAAAAUUAGAUGAUAUUGUUCGAUCAUUAUCACAUGUUGUUAAUCAACAACAAGAAAAUGCUCGAUUAAUUAUUGAUGAAUCAUCUGUUUUAUUAAUUGAUACUGAACAACAACAAAAAGAAGAUAAACAAUCAGGAAGAUUAUUAGCAACAACACAAGAAUCAAUUAUUAACGUUCUAGAACGUUUAAAUGCUCUUGUCGAUCGGGGUAAUUCAAUUUAUGAUCGAGUAGAAAGUAUUUUGUCGGAAUUUUGA